Messenger RNA from Spinacia oleracea (spinach), 2047 nucleotides. RefSeq lists its product as uncharacterized. The record is from RefSeq and is a predicted model, not a curated record. The coding region runs from base 15 to 1712 and encodes 565 amino acids. NCBI's taxonomy places the organism in Eukaryota, Viridiplantae, Streptophyta, Magnoliopsida, Caryophyllales, Amaranthaceae. The transcript is spliced from 8 exons.
CACACCAGCCUACUAUGCAGCCUGUGUUGCAGCCUUUCAAAGCUACCUUGCAGCCUUCUUUGCAGCCUUUCAAAGCUUCCCAACAGCCUCAAACAGCUACCAAUCAGCCUCAAAAAACUACCCAUCAGCUUCACAAAGCUACACAACAGCCUCAAAAAGCUACACAACAGCCGGUAUCUUCUUUUACAAGUGUCAAACCACAUUUAGAGAAAAGAGCAUUUGUUGCACCUUUGGGAGCAACAAAACAUGUGAUGUCACAAUCUCCUACACCACCAGACACCAUGGCAAUGAAAAAGAGAACCGGGAAGCAAGAAGGUCAGUUGCCUCCAACAUACAUGCAUGUGAGUGAGAAUGCAUUUCAACCUCUGCGAUCUCCUCCAUCCAAUCAGGUUGAGAGUGAAGUUAUGCCAAACUACAACUGGGACGAAUUUGAAGAAUCGGCUUCUGAGAGUGAAAAUGAAUUUGAUCAAGGAGAAGGAAGUGAUACUGCUGUGAAGAAAGCAACACUUCGACAUCGAAUCAUUAUUCCAAAUUGGCCAGAAUCGAGGGAGUUUGAUGAGAAGGUGGAGGCUAUAGCUAUAGAUGCUGAUGGAAUACGACAUCUGGUAAAGGGACCAGUUCUGCCUCGAGACGUUUGGCAUGAUGCAAAGGGGUUCAGAUACAUUGUCAAGCUCAAUGAAUUCAACCAACCUAUUCGAAAAGGUGGGAAGAUCCUUGUGAGCUUCCUUGGAGAUAUUGCAAAAAAUGAUUCACUUUGUCCAGUGGGAGUCCCAAGUUGGCGUGCUGUGAACAAUCAGUUAAAAACUAAUGUUGUUACAAUGAUUCGGAAACAUUUUGUGUUACCUGAUGGACCUCUAGUUAACAAGGCACUAGUGAUGCGUAUUGACAAACCAUGGAACAAUCAUCGAUACAAAUUGAAGAGGGAUUUUUUCGAUCCAGUGAAUAAAUCUCGAGAAGAGAACUAUGCCAACGUGCCUGAUGGAGUGUCCACUAGGAGUUGGACGGAAUUGGUAGAUUAUUGGCUUUUACCAGAGGCCAUGGAAAAAUCUGAAAUGGGAAAAAAUGCUCGAGCUUUACAAGGCAAUAAGCACAACAGUGGUGCUACAAGCUUUGCUAAUCGAAGAGUUGAUAUGAAAGAGAAGAAAGGAGUGUUUAGCGAAUUGGCAUUUUUCAAAUCAGUUUACGCCAAAGAAGAUGGAAGCUUUAAAGAGGGCACACUUCCUCAUCAAUUUGUGGAGGAUGCCAACAAAAAGGUCCAAGAAAAUCUUGCGAGUUCCUCUUCUUCAAAGCCCGUAAUUGAAAUUGAGAAUGCAGUCUUUAAUGAGCUCAUGUAUAAAGGUGAAGUACCUAAACGUCCUCUGAAUUAUGGAUUUGGAGUGAAGCAAAGCGACAUCUUUGGAGUGGAAGGUUUGCUGAGGAAAGAAGGGUCAAGCUAUGUUAACAACAAUGCUAUGGAAGUGGAGAACAUGAAAGGUGAAAUAUCAGUUGUCAAGAAGCAAAAUGAGGACCUUGCGCAACAAAAUCAAGUUCUAAACACCAAGUUUGAAGAAACAACACAAUCAUUUAAAAUGAUUGCUUCUUUUUUGGGACAAGUUUUGAAGGAAGUACGCAAAGGGAAUGUUUCAUCGAACCUUUUAGAUGGUGCGGAAUCAGCAAUAAAUAUGAUUACUGAUGAUUCUGGUGGCAAUGGUGACAACCAGGCCGAGAAAUGAGACUUUGACACUAUUGCCAAAUGCAAGAUUAUUGAUGAUUCAAGUGGUAAUAGUAAAUGUAGAUCAAGAGAUGAACAAGUUAUCUUGAAGCUAAGCUAGCAUAACGAUAUGUUUACUUGUUCGUAGUCAGGAAGUUGUUUUUAUUUAGUUUUGGACUAUCUUGUAGAAAAAAUGAUAAUGCUAGUUAGAAAGUUAUUUGUUUUAAAAUAUCGCUUUUAUUUCAGUUUGACUAGACUCUGCGAAUUAAUUUAAUGUAUAGAUGAUUUUUAUCACUUUUCCUAAAUUAACUACUUAAGUAUAUAUGAAUCAUAGCAAGUUAAUAUGUUGCUUUAAGA